This is a messenger RNA of Oncorhynchus nerka (sockeye salmon), 7799 nucleotides long. Its product is annotated as transcription factor HIVEP3-like. Gene Ontology annotation, cellular component: nucleus. Bases 659 to 6601 code for a protein of 1980 amino acids. NCBI's taxonomy places the organism in Eukaryota, Metazoa, Chordata, Actinopteri, Salmoniformes, Salmonidae. The transcript is spliced from 7 exons. Gene Ontology annotation, molecular function: RNA polymerase II cis-regulatory region sequence-specific DNA binding; DNA-binding transcription factor activity, RNA polymerase II-specific. Gene Ontology annotation, biological process: regulation of transcription by RNA polymerase II. The record is from RefSeq and is a predicted model, not a curated record.
CUUGAUGUCUGGUGCGCAGGCGCGGAUGUUUGUGUAGCGCGAGUUGAUGUUUUUGUUGUUCUAAUCUUCUGAAUAUGGCUUCGUAGUUCUUUUGACAAGGCGUAGGGAAAGCCCCCCCAAUUUAUUUCAGCUUGCCUUCAAGCAUCGCUGCAAGAUCUGCGCUACACACACCGUGACACAGCCGAGGAAAUGCGGACUUCUAGCCCUUUCGCUACGGGUUAAAUGGCUGCAGCACCCACACCGUAGCAAGCUGAUCCAGUGAGUUGCUUAGAUUGACCAGUGAUGGCCUAAGAGGAACAAUAGAAGACCCAGAGGUUUCUACUCAGCAGAACCACAGUGUCAGAACGGUCCAGCAGUAUGCUCGCAGUCCACGGUGAAGACCUGUCACAAUGGCUCAGGCCGGAUGGGAACAGGCUUACUCCGUGAUGAGAGAGGAUCUAUGUUUACCUACAUCCUCUAUGCUGCUCUGGGGCACCUUUUAAUUAUGUCUUAUUUGAUCCUCUUGAAUGACUUUUGGCCUGCUCAUAAAAAAGGUACUCCAUUAGAUGUUCCCUUGUCCCAGGCAUCUCUGCGGCACUGUGGCUAGCCUCAUGAGGCUGUGUGGCACACUGCUCCCAGAGGCAUUCCCUGUGUGUCUGUAAGGCCUCCUCCCCACUCUAUGGAAGCGGAGCACAGCCAUCCUGCUGAUGGUGAGCGAUCCGGAAGGAAACAGCAGCCUCUGUCUGCUGAGGCCGCUGAGUCCCCCACAGGGUCCCGUCCACCUCAGCCACAGCAGCCGCCAUCCAACCCCUGCCCUGUCCACGUUGGCCAGGGACGCCUCCACCACCGCAAGCCCAAGCGUAGCGACCUGCUUCUCAGGCUUCAGCAUCAGCACAAGACACAAGCAGCAGCAUGGCAGCUCUCAACAGACACCCCAGGUCCUUCAGGAGGCAGCAUCUCCUCCCCCUCCCCCUCCACCUCAUCCCUACAAUCCUCCUCUACCCAAGGCCACAAAACUCAGGGGGUCCAGUCCCAGCCCAGUCAGGAAGCCCCAGAGGACAGCCUGUCUAAAAGAGGUGAGAGGAAGCCCCAGAAACCGGGGAAGUAUGUGUGCACUUACUGCGGCCGUCCAUGUGCCAAACCCAGCGUUCUCCAGAAACACAUCCGCUCUCACACAGGGGAGAGGCCUUACCCCUGCGUCCCCUGUGGCUUCGCCUUCAAGACCAAGAGUAACCUGUACAAGCACCGCAAGUCCCACGCCCACCGAAUCAAGGCAGGCCUGGCGUCCAGCCAGGACGAGCUGAGCCUGAGCGGACCUGUGAUGAGCGCCCCGGGAGAGGAUCCCGAGGAGCCUACAGAGGGGGAGAGCACAGACUCUGAGGAGGAGUCGGGUCAGUACAGGAAGGAGAGGUUGAGCAAGCAGAAGAGUAGCAGCAGUUUGGCACUGUUAGAGCAAGCGGAGGGCCAGAGGUCUGACAACUCCCAGGCCGUGAAGCAGAGACUGGCCAUGAGGCUGAGUGAGAGGAAGCGUGGCCCCAUGGGCUCCCCAGAAGACCCUCCCUCCUCCUCCACCUCCUCCUCACUGGGCCCCAGCAGUAAAGGCAGCCAAGAGUCAGGCUACUUCUCCCUUUCGAGGAGCACUGAGAUGAGCCGAGCUGACUCCCAGGUGAGCCCUCCCACCGCCAAAACGUAUGCCGAGAUCAUCUUGGGCAAGUAUGGACGGCUUGGAGGGCAGCGCGGUCCCCAUCAGCAGCACGCCCACUCUUCUUCACCAGGGAUGGAGGAGAAGAGCAGCAUGCCCUUUAGCGUGCCCAAGACGCAGGUCAUCGAGCACAUCACCAAACUCAUCACCAUUAACGAGGCGGUAGUGGACACCAGCGAGAUCGACAGCGUCAAGCCCAGGCGCUCCUCACUCUCCAGGAAGAGUAGUCUGGAGUUACCCAAGUUCUCCUGCCCCAAAGACCCCUAUAUGUUUGAGCCUAAGGGAGAAAGCCCAGGCCUCAGUAUGGCAGGCCAAUCAUUCUUUCCCCAUGUCCAAGACGUGGACCCAUCUGGGGUCCAGAAGUCUUCCUCCUCAGUGCCUCUGCUGAGAAGCCACUCAAUGCCCACCUCAGCAGGCCAGGGAAACCACUCCACCACCUCUCCCUGGGGCUUCUGUCGUCUGAGCCACUCCGUUGAUGAACAGCAGGCCGUGGUGGCUGAGAUGAGGGUGGGCGGGCAGCACCGUUUGCUGAGGCGCCAGCCCGCCAUCGAGAUGCCCGUCGGGGCUGAACUCAGCCUGGAGGAGGCUGGCCCCUCCUACACAGUAACAGAAAGUGGCCUAACCAGGAAGCAUCAACAGCAGCAACGCAAAUGUCCAAGGCUCUAUGAGUGCAAGGCCUGCGGAGUCCGCUGUAAACAAAGAGAGAGUUACGAGGCCCACAAGGGUCUUUGCACAGGCCAGCCAAUAAAGGAGCUGGAGAGAGGAAAGGUGGAUGGGGCAUGCCGGGAUGACCGUCCCCAGAUGAUGCACUAUAAAUUCCGGGCACUGGCCAUGGCAGUGAGGAAGAGGAGGAAAGAGGAGAGUCUGGAGGAGGAUCCUCCUAGCCCCGGGCCUACAGCUGUUGUGACCUGCAGCCACGCAUUCACCACUGCAGUGCCAAGCCUGGUGGAGCACAGUGAGGCCUUUUCAGGUGCUCUCUCACAGGCUGAGCAGCAGCAGCAAGACAGGAAGGGCAUCUCUGUCAUCCAGCACACCAGCUCCUUCGAGAAGCAGGAAAGUAUGUCCAUGGAGAGCCAGGAGUCUAUGGGGCUCAGAGAGAGCCAGUCAACACUGCAAAAACAGCCACAGCCAAAAUCAUCACCCUCCAUGUCCCGCCUGGUCCGUCAGCACAACAUCCAAGUGCCAGAGAUCCUAGUGACGGUGGAGCCUGACGCUGAUAUGGUGUCAGUGUCACCCACGGUGACGGCAUCCUCGUCCAAGGAGCCAGAGAGAGUGGUGGAGGAGUUCCAGUGGCCUCAGCGUAGCCAGAGUAUGGCUCAGCUCCCCGCCGAGAAGCUGCCACCAAAGAAGAAGCGUCUCCGUCUAGCCGAGGCUGCUGAACAGUCUUCCGGGGAGUCCAGCUUUGAGUCGGUAUCGCUGGGGCCCCGGAGCCCCAGCCAGGAGAGCAACAUUUCCCACUCACCCAGCCAAUCUGCCUCCUUUGAAGACAUGGGGGGAAAACCUGCUGAGCCUUUCCCCUGGGGCUCCAGCUGCACCCAGGGCUCCCACAUGCUAGCCGUGCCCUCGGGCCCCCACCAACAAUAUCAACCCCUUAGAGAGAUGCGGCGCUCAGCCUCAGAGCAGGCCCCUGCCAGCCCACAGCAUACGGACAAGGUUGUGGAGACGAGGAGCAAAUCCUUUGACUAUGGGUCCCUAUCGCCGCAGCAGUCUGCAUCAGCCUGGAGGGAGAGGAGGAAGUGCCUACUGGUGAAGCAUGCCACCCUGGGCGAGCCAGACCACGAGGAAGGGGCCGUGGCCAGCCACUCGGGCAGACCAGGGAGCCCCAAGCCGAGCCCGUCCUACACCAGCCACCUUGCCCUCCACCCAGCUGAAGCCAGCACCUCGAGGCUCAGCCCAGAGGCCAUAGGGAAGACUGUGCAGCUGUUCCACCAGCCCCGGAUACCCCCAUUCCCCAUGCAACCAACCGGGCAUGAUCGGUUCCCUCUUGGCCAGAUAGCCCAGCUCCACCCUGUCACCACUGCCAUCUCAGAUGUCCUCUCCACCCACAUCAUUCACAGAACCUUCUUACACAAACACCCUUCUCCUCCAACCAUACAAGUCCACCCAGGGCAGCUUCAUGUGGCAGAAUGCUUAGGCCUGCCCCUCCAUCCUUUCUCAGCUCUGCUCUCCCUGCAGAACCCCACCGGGGCUGGCGAGACUGUGUACCUCCCUGUCUCCCCUGGGCUCACCAUCCAAGUCCCCACACAGCCCCCCAUACCCUCCACUGUGGUUCUCCCUUCCCCAUCUCUUCAGUCCUUAGUCCCCCUACCCUGCCUCUAUCCCCCGCCUGUCAUCGCAACGUGCCUGGCGCAGCUGACGCCAGUCGUGUCACUGGUGGUUCCAGUGCGCCUCCAGACCCACAUGACCACCUAUGCCAGUGCCCUGUACACCACCCUAUCCCAGAUCUUGGCAUCAGCCCGCUCCCAGGAGCCCAUCUGCUGCAUGGCCAUGGUUAUCAUGGGCCAGCUGGAGCAGGACAAGCUGCAGAGGUCCUAUCUGAAGAUCCCCACCCCGGACUUCAAGAGCUACCUGCCCCUGUCUCUGCCCCUGGAGCUGGGCUCUGUGUCCAGGGAGGGCUACAGGCCACUGGGGCCUGGAGGGAGCAAACGCAUGCUCUCCCCUGCAGCCAGUCUGGAGCUUAGCACAGAGGCCCAGCGCCAGCAGAAACGAGUGAAGGAGGAAGAGGAGGAGGAAGAGAAGGUGCGAGAGGAAGAGGAAAAUAGGGGUACGGGGGGAGAACCUGAAGCAGGGGAGGAUGAAGAGAAAGAGCCGGAGAGGGCACAGAUAGGAGUAGUUACUGUGAAAGUCGAGGAGGAAGAGAAGGUACGAGACCCAGAGGGGCACAGGGAAGAGAGGGAGAUGCAAGGGAAGGCUGAACCUAAGAAAGAAAAGGUGUGGGAGGAGAAUGCGAGCCAGGGAGUGAGUGCUUCCUUUGUACCCCAGAGUCCAGAGCGAGCCAAAGCCCCCUCGUAUACCAGCCUUCACACAACCACCUCAGUCAGCUGGUGCUACUUGAACUACGUGAAGCCCAACCCGUCUGCUCAGAGGGAGUCACAAACCUCCGUUUACACCUCCUGGAGCGUCAGCAUGCACAACCCCAACCUGCCAGGCCUGUCCACCAAGCUGGCCCUGUCCCUGCUGAGCUCCAAGCAGAAGCACAGCUCAGAGACAUACACCAUGGCCACAGCUCUAACCCCUGCUACAGGCAAGGUGGUCUCUGCCAGCAGCAGAAAGACCUACAUUUCAGAGGUACAUGCUAUCCCACCCAGCACCCCCGUCGAAGUGAAGGAGCCACCACAGCAGCCUGAGAAGAAGGGGAAGAGAGAAGAGCAAGGGCCCUCCACCUCCAAACAGAGCGAACCUCUCCGCGUCCAAAUCUUCGAGGGCGGGUAUAAGUCUAAUGAGGAGUAUGUGUAUGUGCGGGGUCGCGGAAGAGGAAAGUACGUGUGCGGAGAGUGUGGGAUCCGCUGUAAGAAGCCCAGCAUGCUAAGGAAGCACAUUCGGACACACACGGAUCUCCGGCCCUACAUCUGCAAACACUGCAACUUCGCCUUCAAAACCAAAGGGAACCUUACCAAGCACAUGAAGUCCAAGGCUCAUGGGAAGAAGUGCCAGUCAAUGGAAACGUCUGGGUCUUCACUGGACGAGCCAGAGACCGAGGAAGCAGGAGGUAUUGAAGAGCAUUUGUCUGGCUCCGAGGACCAGGAUGAGCACCAGUUCUCUGACGUGGAUGAUUCAGAGGAGGACGAUGAUGAGGAAGAAGAAGAGUCCUCAUCUCACGAUGAGCCGCCCUCAACCUGCUCCUCCAACUGCAGUCUGUCUGCAAGUGGGCACUCCAGCAGCAAAAGACAGUCCCAGCAGGGCACGCCUGACCCCUCAGCCCCAGAACCCCAGCCAGAUUCCAGCCCCUGUCCCAGCCAGGAGCUCUCUCCCACCCGCAGACUGUGGCCCAGCGGGCAUGCUUCCUCUCCAAAAAGCCGGAGAGCACUGUUCUCCCGCCGGGGCUGGGAUGCCUCCCUCAGGGCUUUCUCCCCUAGCAGUGAAAGCUGCUCUCCCAUCCGAAGCCUUUCCCCCAGACGGGAGCUGGCCUCCCACAACCGACACCUCUCGCCUUCCCCCAAGAGAGGACCAUCCCCCAUCAGAGCUCUAUCCCCCCUGAACCCUAUGCGGCCUCAGUCCCCUCUCCGGCCAAUGUCCCCUAGCCAGUAUCGGGUGUUGUGGGCCCGGGCCUCUCCCUCGCCCCUGGGGCUUCAGCAUAGACCUCGAUGCUCACCCAGUCGUUUGCCAUGGGACAUCCCCAGUAUGAUGGCCAGCGAUCGCAGACAGGUGGGUUCAAUGGAGAGGAUAGGAACACCAAGUGAAGGGCAGAUUGGUCCAGAGCCCUGCCUGUCAUUCCCCCCAGCUUUCCGUCUGUCCCCCAGUGACAGCCCUAAAGCCCGGUCCAUGGACCGCAUCUUCAGCCACCUGCCACUGCACUCACAGCAGGCCAGGGUGCCCUACCUGAUGAUCCCCAUUGGGGGCAUUCAGAUGGUGCAGGCUCGUCCCCGCUCCCACCCCACUACCCCCACCUCGGCCUCCUCUCCCCCGAUGGAGGGGCUUCUACUGGGCCGGACCCCCAGUACUCAAGGGCUCAGAACUCCUGAGGACCACUGGUCAGACAGCCAGGAAGUAGUAGGAGCCAGCCAAUCAGGGCUGUGCAUUCCCAGUUUAACCCCACCCAUACGUUCCAAACCCUCCACCUCGCAGCAAGGUAGGAUGGACCCAAGGAUGAUAAACACAAAGCAAUAUGACAGCUCACACAGCUCCUCCCACUCACACAGGUCUGAGGCAGAGACCAGAGAACGAUGGCCCUCACAUGGCCAGGCAGGACCAUCCCCCUAGUCAGCCAGUCCCCCUCCCACACACAGGAUUGGACAGCUGUUUGAGAGGCAGGAGCCACCAGGGUUGGGGUCCAGAGCGACUGGUUCAGAAUUGGUAGAGGGAGGAGCUAAAGGCGGAGACUCAACCAAUCAAGGCCAGAGCACUUAGUCUCCACCCUUUGAUACGUCAUGCGUCCUUUACGCUUUUUGUUGCUACUCUUGUUUUUGGGUUUUGUAUUGCUUUGUUUUUAUACAGUUUUCAAUACAAUUGUUAACUUAAAUGUUAGUUCUGCAAUAUUCAGGUUUGGUAUAAAAUGCACUUUUUACUUUUUGACGAUUUCUUUAAAUCUCUCGAUCUUACCUUCUGUAUCUCUAUUGAUACUGCUAUCUUAAUAUAUAUUUGAAUAUAUGUAAAAUAAAUAUGAAUACAUUUGUAAAUGACCAAAAUCUUUAAUCAACAAUAAAUGCACAUGUUGUUUUGUCUCUUUGUCCAGUAUUACUCAAACUGUAGUUACUUGUGCCUUUUCUGUCUGGGUUUGUGUCUUGAGAUGACGACAAAGAUAAAAGGCUGUGAUAUGCACUCUGUGUUUCCAGGAAGGGUGUUCCUGUGUGGCGUGAUGACUGUUUGUAUCCUUAUUAAAGGGAUAGUUAAGGGUUAGAGGUAGUUUCGCGAGCCAAUGCUAACUAGCUGUACCCGAAGACUUCCAGUCUUUGCACUAAGCUAGUUAGCAUUGGCUUGCGAAACUACAGCACCUCUACCUUCAUUCAUACUGGAUGCAGAGACAUGAAAAUGAAUUGCCAAAACCCCAAACUAUCCCUUUAAGGCCAUUGCAUUGAUGUCAGGGUAUUUUAAAAUAUGGUAUACGGGGUGGUAUAUAGAAGGAACAGUGAGCGCUUUGCAAAGAAAAUGCACUGAAGUCAUCAUAUUUUUUUAUAAAACAAGAUUUGUCAAUGUAAUGCCUAUGAACAGAGAAGUGCUCCAUAUUUAUUAUUUUGUUUAACUAUGAAAGUGAUCCUUGUUUAAGUUCUUUUACUUUGUAAUUUUGGAGGGAAAAAAACAUGUCUGUCUUUUUCAUGUUCUCACAACUUGAAAUGGAGAUGGACAGGAAGGUCUCUUUAAGAUUGGAUAUGGUACAAGGAGGAACAAGUGCCCUAAAGAUUUUCACACACAGCAAAUGUUUUGUCUCUGAACCAAUAAAAAGUGCACCAUACUUCUUUGA